This is a messenger RNA of Peromyscus eremicus (cactus mouse), 2887 nucleotides long. It is a transcript of the gene Gtse1, whose product is annotated as G2 and S-phase expressed 1. Lineage: Eukaryota; Metazoa; Chordata; Mammalia; Rodentia; Cricetidae. Bases 310 to 2544 code for a protein of 744 amino acids. The transcript is spliced from 12 exons. Gene Ontology annotation, molecular function: microtubule binding. Gene Ontology annotation, cellular component: microtubule cytoskeleton; cytoplasmic microtubule. The record is from RefSeq and is a predicted model, not a curated record.
GCGUAUAGAGGAGACUCAGGGGAACUUCCGGUGGGAGUAUCCGGCGCCGAGCGGAGCCAAUCGGUGGCGUGGAGUCCCUGCAUUGGUCUCGCACAGCAACACUCUGACUACAAUUCCCAAGGUGCACCGAGAGCAUCUCCCUGUUUAAACGGGCCAAUCGGCGGCCAGCGAAGGUCGGCGCAGCAUUUAAACCCGUAGCCGAGUAUCAGCUGGGAUUUUUGGCCCUCCAAGUGAAAAUCUAGGGCGAACUUGGUGGAAGGUGGAGAGGGCCGCGACGUGCCUUCGGCCAGCCAGGCGAAGGAGGUGAAGAUGGAUGCUGGUAGUAAGCAGGAAGACAUUCUUCUUUUGGAAGAUGAAAAAUUUGACUUCGAUCUUUCCUUGUCUUCUUCAAGUGCAAAUGAAGAUGAUGAAGUCUUUUUUGGGCCGGUUGGACAUAAAGAAAGAUGCAUCGCUGCCAGCUUAGACUUCAGCGGCCACGUUCCCGAGCAGACUCUUGCCGCAGCCCCUGGCAGCCCUUGUACCUGGAGCCCUCUCACUGGGGAGAAGUUUGUAGAGGUGUACAAAGAAGCCCACUUACUGGCCUUACAGAUUGAAAGCCACAGCCGAAGAGGGGUGACCCAGACUGCCAAGCCCAAACAGCCUGUGAACCAGGGCGUGGAAAGAUUUGUGCAGAACUCACAGUUAAAAAUCAGCCUCUUUGAAAAAGAGCAGAAGAAGGAAAAAAGCCCCAUGUCACUGAAAAGAGAGACAUUCUGCCUGCCGUCUUCAGGGGUGCAGCCUCUCUUGGGGGAGCCCCAGCUGCCGGCUUCUCCAGCCCUGCUCAGCUCCCCUGUCCCAGCUGGCCCUGUUCAGACCCAGAGCAACCAGGGUCUGUCCUCCCCCUCUCAGCCACUGCCAGGGGAGUCGAGGACCUCCCAACCUCCGAAACAGCCUGGGCCUCAGAGGAGGAUCUCCAGCAAGCUACAGCCGCCCCGAGCUUUGCCUGUGAGAGGAAGACAUCCUCACCCGGCCACAGAGAAGCUCAGAAAAGAGGUGCCAGCUGGUCUUCAGAAGAUGAAACUGCUGAAUGAAAAGGGAUCACAGAGUGAUGUGCUCCUGGAUAAACCCAGCACUGCUCCAGAUGCUGCCAGUAGAGGGAGCCGCCCAGGCAAGCGAUCCCUUCCUGUUCCUAGCAAGUUGGGGCUGAAGAAGACCCUGUUAAAACCACCAGGCUGUACUGGCAGUCUCACAAGGAAAUCCUCUGCCUCAGGGUCUGCUUCGAGCCUCAAGUCUGGUGCCUGUGUGUCUCCAGCAGCAGGCAAAGCAAAGUCCUUUGAUCUUUCAAAUAUUCCCACUAGCAGCUCUCGGCCUCUGUCAAACACCAGCAAAUUGGGCAAAAUAGGCCCCGCCUCUCUGAAUCAGGCUUUGCCAACAGCCCCUGCCAGGGCAUCUUGCAGACAAGCCAGAAGGGCUAAUGCUGCCCAGACAAUGGCAGAGCAGCCCAAGACCUCCAUCCUGACUCCUGUCAGUCAACAACCCCAGACUCCGGAACAAAGAGGACCGAGGCUGGACCCUGACACCCUGACAUCAUCUCAGUUGAAUAAAACUGGCAGUGUAAAGCGGCAGGACUCCAAUCCAAACUGCAAGCCAGAGGCCGUGUCUACCCCUACAAACCCAUUUAAAGUCCCCCAGUUUUCUGUUGGCGAGGCAACUGAUGGUGUGACCCCCAAGUUCUCUCGGACACCUCGGCUGCAGUCCUGGACACCAGCUGCCAGGGUCCUCAGCAGCACUCCUGUGAGGCGCUCAAUGGGGCCCACUUCACAAGGGCUGCCCAGCAGUAUGAGGACCCCUGUGAGCACAAGGCGGAUGUCAGCAUUGCCCACACCCGCCAGUCGGCGCCUCUCUGGCCUUCCGUUAAUGGCACCUCAGUCCAUGCCCAGGGCUCUGGCAUCCCCACUGUGUGUGCCUGCCCGGCGGCUUUCUUCUGAGCCCAGGAGAAGAUCUACAGUCAGAGCGGAGCUGACCCCAGAGAAGCCGACCCAGGAGAAGCCGACCCCGGAGAAGCCGACCCAGGAGAGCAGCGGCAGUACCAGUGGUGGGCAGGGCCAAGGCCUGUCCUCAGAUGAGAGCUCUUCCCCUCCGUCCUCCGUGCCUCACGCACUUGACUUUUCUCCAGAGAAGAGUGACUUUCCUGCUCCCCAAGGCUCCAGCACAGGGGCAGCUCAGGGUGAAGCAGAGCUUCGUGAAGACACAAGCCCCAGUGAGGGUCUUCUCCUGGACAUCAAGCUGGCCCAGCUCACCAUCACUCCUGAAGCAGGGGCCAGAGACCUGGCGGAUCGCCCUCUCAUUGACUUCAGCAACACCCCUGAGUCGAACAUAGCUUUAGGACCCAGCAGCUGGCCCCUGAUCGACCUUGUAACGAACACUCCACACAUGGAUAGAAACGGUGUGGGGAAACCUCCAAAGGCUGAGCUUGGGCAGCUGAUCGACCUGGGCUCCCCGCUCAUCCAGCUGAGCCCUGAGGCUGACAAAGAAAAUGUGGACUCACCACUUCUCAAGUUCUGAGCAGAGUGCAACCCUCUGCCCUUUAGUCUGUUUGCUUCUGCUGUGGCUUUAGACUCCGAGAAGCACAUUGGGAAGGAAUUGUAUUUGAUUUGGGGGGAGCCUGUUAUACUGCUGGUGUGGAGCGGUGCCCAGGUGAGGUCCCCACUGUGGACCUAAGCAAUCCACCUCUGUGGCGCCCUGCUCCUUGCCUUUUCUCUGGACUUGAACAUAGCUCUAAAAACUUUGUUUUGAUUCUUUUGUAUGUAAAAUAGUCUGUAAACUUCAAUUUGUUUGAAAGGUUAAAUAUUCUAGAUUUAAAUUAUAAAGUAAAAUGUAUUAAAGAAUGCUUGAUUUUCACACUUGA